CGCACAUAAAUAAAAGUAAAACAAAUCUUUAAAAAUGCCUAGAAAUAGAUUAAACAAGGUGAAACAUGGCGAGAUCUGAAAAAGUGAUUGAAGAAUACACAAGGGAUGGAAACACCUCCCAUGCUCAUGGAUUGGUAGAAUAAUACUGCGAAAAUGGCUCCAUUAUCAAAAGGAAUGAAUAUACAAAUCCAUUUCAAUCUACAUCAAAAUUCCAAUGACAUUCCUUAUGCUAGAAAAAACAUUCAUGUGGACACACACACACACACACACACACACACACACACACACACACCCCGCUAAAUAGCCAAAGCUAUUCCAACUAGGUGUUGCAGGUUUCAUAAUACUUGUCGAAUUAUACAACAGGGCUAUAGUGACAAAGUCAAUGUGGCACCAGGUACAGACCCGUGGAGCAAUGGAAUAGAAUAGAGGACCCAGAAAUAAACUAUACAGCUAGACUACUUAAAUUUUGAGAGAACUGCCAAGAAUACACACGGUGGAGAGAAGAUUAGCCUCGUAGCAAAUGGUUUCAGAAAACUUGGCUAUCCUCAUGCAGAAUGGGAGUCUCCCUGCACAAAACCCAAAUUUAAAUGGAUGAAAGCCUUAAGGAAAAUUUAAAACUGGUGGGAAACAGGUCAAACUUUAAAAAUGUAGGUGUAGGCAAGGACUUUCUGAAGAGGCUGCCAGUGGCACAGGAGGCAACCCCAAGAGUUGGCAAAUGGCAUUCUCCAGGAUUGCGAAGCUCCUGCAGAGCAAAGGAAGCAACCAGAGUGAGGAGACCCUACAGCAAUGGGCCUGAGGAAGGGAGCAUGUGGAGGAGGAACCAGACCUCUCUGGAAGACUUCAUCCUUCAAGGGCUCUUUGAUGACUCCUUCAACCACUUCUGUCUUUUCCUCCUGCUCAUGCUGGUCUUCCUUACUGCAGUGAGUGGCAACAGCCUCACCAUCCUCCUCAUCUGCGCCGAUCCCCGUCUUCACACACCAAUGUACUUCCUGCUCAGCCAGCUGUCCCUCAUGGACCUGAUGCAUGUCUUCACAACCAUUCCCAAGAUGGCUAGCAACUACCUGUCCGGCAGGAGGUCCAUCUCAUUUGCGGGCUGUGCCACCCAGCACUUCCUGUACCUGUCUCUGGGUGGUGCCGAGUGUCUCCUCCUGGCCCUCAUGUCCUAUGACCGCUAUGUUGCCAUCUGCCACCCCCUGAGGUACACGGUGCUCAUGAGCACAAGAGUGGGAGUGAUGAUGGCUGUCAUGUCAUGGCUGAGUGCAUCUGUGAACUCCCUAGUCCACACAUCCAUCCUGAUGAGCUUCCCUUUUUGUGGUUCGAGAAUCAUCCACCACUUCUACUGUGAGUACCCUGCUGUUGUGAAGUUGGUGUGUGGGGACAUCACUGUGUAUGAGAACACAGCCUACAUCAGCAGCAUUAUACUUCUCCUCCUCCCCAUCAUCCUUGUCUCUACAUCGUAUGGAUUCAUUCUCCACAGUGUCAUUCAGAUGCGUUCAGCUGGGAGUAAGAGAAAUGCUUUUGCUACUUGUAGCUCUCAUGUCCUUGUGGUUUCCCUUUUGUUUGGUACCUGCAUAUUCUCCUAUAUGAGACCCAGGUCCCAGGGCACUCCAUUGCAAGACAAAGUAGGUUCUGUUUUCUAUAGCAUCAUUACUCCCACCCUGAAUCCUCUCAUUUAUACUCUCAGGAAUAAGGAUGUUGCUAAGGCUCUGAAGAGAGUGUUGAGUAGGGAUAUUGUUGCCUAAGGACAGCAAUUAUAGUUGCCCUGAUGAGUAAAUAUACUCCUUACAUUGAUCAGAGCAAACCACUAAGAGGUUUAAAAUCCAGAUUUCUGAUACUCUUUGAGGAGGACAUAAGUGAAGUCUUAACCUUGAAGCUCACUAUUAUAAUAUAUUUUUUCUAGCAGGACAUAUCACAAAUUAUGUUCCAGUAAGCUGUUUGAAGUGGGGGGCAAUACUAAAAUAUCCUUUUAGAGGAGAACAUACAGGGAGGUACCUCAGUUGGUAAAGUGCUUAUUGUGUAAGCAUGAGCUGAAUUCUAUUCCUAGAACUAAAAGCCCCAUAUGCUGGCAUAAACUCAUAACCCCAGUGUAGAAGUGGAGACCAGCUGAUGCCUGUUUCUUCCAGUCUAGACAACCAGAGUGAAUGGAGUUUCAGGUCAGGGAGGCUCAGAGAGGUUGGAUGACUCCAGAAGACUAACAUCCAAGGUUGAGCUCUGCUCUUCCUACACACACACACACACACACACACACACACACACACACACACUCA
This is a messenger RNA of Onychomys torridus (southern grasshopper mouse), 2267 nucleotides long. RefSeq names its product olfactory receptor 2AE1. Gene Ontology annotation, biological process: G protein-coupled receptor signaling pathway. Gene Ontology annotation, molecular function: G protein-coupled receptor activity; olfactory receptor activity. Bases 588 to 1742 code for a protein of 384 amino acids. NCBI's taxonomy places the organism in Eukaryota, Metazoa, Chordata, Mammalia, Rodentia, Cricetidae. The transcript has 2 exons. The record is from RefSeq and is a predicted model, not a curated record. Gene Ontology annotation, cellular component: membrane.